UAGGCUCAGCCCCUAUCAGGAACUGGACAGGGGUGGGGACUUCCCCAGGGUUGGUUCCCCUGCCCCCAGUCCAGGCAGGUAUAAGGCCACCUCCGCAGGACAGGACAACCCAGAAGCAAAAGAGAAGAGCCACCAUGUCCUCCUGGAGCAGACAGCGACCCAAAAGCCCAGGAGGCAUUCAACCCCAUCUUUCUAGAACUCUGUCCCUGCUGCUGCUGUUGGCAGCCUCAGCCUGGGGGGUCGCCUUGAGCCCCAAAGACUGCCAGGUGUUCCGCUCAGACCAUGGCAGCUCCAUCUCCUGUCAACCACCUGCCGAAAUCCCCAGCUACCUGCCAGCCGACACCGUGCACCUGGCCGUGGAGUUCUUCAACCUGACCCACCUGCCAGCCAACCUCCUCCAGGGCGCCUCUAAGCUCCAAGAAUUGCACCUCUCAAGCAACGGGCUGGAAAGCCUCUCGCCCGAAUUCCUGCGGCCAGUGCCGCGGCUGAGGGUGCUGGAUCUAACCCGAAAUGCCCUGACCGGGCUGCCCCCGGGCCUCUUCCAGGCCUCAGCCGCCCUGGACACCCUGGUGUUGAAAGAAAACCAGCUGGAGGUCCUGGAGGCCUCGUGGCUGCACGGCCUGAAAGCCCUGGAGCAUCUGGGCCUGUCUGGGAACCGCCUCCGGAAACUGCCCCCUGGGCUGCUGGCCAACUUCACCCUCCUACGCACCCUUGACCUUGGGGAGAACCAGCUGGAGACCUUGCCACCUGACCUCCUGAGGGGUCCGCUGCAAUUAGAACGGCUACAUCUAGAAGGCAACAAAUUGCAAGUACUGGGAAAGGAUCUCCUCUUGCCCCAGCCGGACCUUCGCUACCUUUUCCUGAACGGCAACAAGCUGGCCAGGGUGGCAGCCGGUGCCUUCCAGGGCCUGCGGCAGCUGGACAUGCUGGACCUCUCCAAUAACUCGCUGGCCAGCGUGCCCGAGGGGCUCUGGGCAUCCCUAGGGCAGCCAAACCGGGACAUGCGGGAUGGCUUUGACAUCUCCGGCAACCCCUGGAUCUGUGACCAGAACCUGAGCGACCUCUAUCGUUGGCUUCAGGGCCAAAAAGACAAGAUGUUUUCCCAGAAUGACACGCGCUGUGCUGGGCCUGAAGCCGUGAAGGGCCAGACGCUCCUGGCAGUGGCCGAGUCCCAGUGAGACCGGGGGCUGGGGUUGAGGGUGGGGGGUCUGGUAGAACACUGAAACCCACUUAGCAAAUAAUCUUGCCUUUGGCUGGGCGCAGCGGCUCACACCUGUAAUCUCAGCACUUUGGGAGGCCAAGGCGGGCGGAUCACGAGGUCAGGAGAUCGAGACCAUCCUGGCUAACACGGUGAAACCCUGUCUCUACUAAAAAUACAAAAAAUGGCGGGGCGCGGUGGCUCACGCUUGUAAUCCCAGCACUUUGGGAGGCCGAGGCGGGCGGAUCACGAGGUCAGGAGAUCGAGACCACGGUGAAACCCCGUCUCUACUAAAAAUACAAAAAAUUAGCCAGGCGUGGUGGCGGGCGCCUGUAGUCCCAGCAACUCGGGAGGCUGAGGCAGGAGAAUGGCGUGAACCCGGGAGGCGGAGCUUGCGGUGAGCCAAGAUCGCGCCACUGCACUCUAGCCUGGGCGACAGAGCGAGACUCCAUCUCAAAAAAAUAAAAAUAAAAAUAAAAAACAAAUAAUCCUGCCUUUUACAGGUGAGACUCGGAGCUGUCCAUUGUGGCUGGGACCCCGUUUCACCCACCCAUGCUUCCUAGAACACACGAUGGUCUUUCCUUACCCAUGCCCAAGGUGUGCCCUCUGUCUGGAAUGCCAUUCCCUGUUUCCCAGAUCUCUGGAACUCUGGGUUCUCCCAGCCCCCUUGUCCUUCCUUCCAGCUGAGCCCUGGCCACACUGGGGCUGCCUUUCUCUGACUCUGUCUUCCCCAAGUCAGGGGGCUCUCUGAGUGCAGGGUCUGGUGCUGAGUCCCACUUAGCUUGGGGUCAGACCCAAGGGGUUUAAUAAAUAACCCUUGAAAACUG
Messenger RNA from Symphalangus syndactylus (siamang), 2025 nucleotides. It is a transcript of the gene LRG1, whose product is annotated as leucine rich alpha-2-glycoprotein 1. NCBI's taxonomy places the organism in Eukaryota, Metazoa, Chordata, Mammalia, Primates, Hylobatidae. The record is from RefSeq and is a predicted model, not a curated record. Gene Ontology annotation, molecular function: protein binding.